Molecule: messenger RNA, 726 nt
Organism: Sporormia fimetaria CBS 119925
Lineage: Eukaryota; Fungi; Ascomycota; Dothideomycetes; Pleosporales; Sporormiaceae
Source: the annotation of a GenBank genome assembly
CCUGCUUCGGCUCUUCUCUCAUCAUGGUGCCUUGCAGUCUACCACUCCGGUGCUCGCAUGGCAGUGUCAUCCAGUUCUCACCUUGGGCCUCCUCACUCCACAACACUCCGACACCUCAUCCACUUCACCACCUUCCAUCGCCACUGCCAUGCGACAUCGACUCACCUCUUCCACUUUCGGUUUCUCGUGUUCUUCGGUUCCAUCAUCAUCGGUCAUCCUCUUCGCCAGCCAUCCCUCAGCCAGAAAGAGACGGAAUGGGCUAGACAGGUCGCAAGAAGAAAGAGGUGGAGUCUGGUUUUCUUUGGGCUGGACCUCGAUCCUCCUGGGACGAGUGAGCGCAUGUUCCGAGUCGGAUGACAGAAGCACUUCGUUGCUGGCAUCUCGGACUUGCGAUGUUGAGAUGCAGGCGAGGUUGAGUCGAGCGGAAAGGCUGGAACGUUCGAGUUCAGGCUUAGUACAAUCCUCACCCUGCAUUCUCUUCGGGUGGCCAUUGGGCUGGUGUGCAGAGUGUGGCGGCUCCGCAAGGAUUUCAGGACAAUCACAUGCACAUCUCUGGUUCCGGAGUGGUAAUAUCGGUAGAGGACCUUUGGCCGAUAUGGCUUGGCUGCUUGGUAUCAUCUGGGAGUACUUGGGCAUGGGCAUGGGCAUGGGCAUGGUUUGGCAUGGAGCCUCUGGCACGGUAAAUGGUUUGGUUUUUCUGUAUGCACUUUGUGAUUGACCUGACAU